Hyaloscypha bicolor E is the source of this 2528-nucleotide messenger RNA. RefSeq names its product P-loop containing nucleoside triphosphate hydrolase protein. The record is from RefSeq and is a predicted model, not a curated record. Lineage: Eukaryota; Fungi; Ascomycota; Leotiomycetes; Helotiales; Hyaloscyphaceae. The coding region runs from base 115 to 2205 and encodes 696 amino acids. The transcript has 3 exons. Gene Ontology annotation, molecular function: ATP hydrolysis activity; ATP binding.
CAAGUGCAAGUCCUUCUACAUCAUGUCAUUUCGUCUUUCUUCUGCCAUCCAAACUUAUUCUUCAAACAGCGAACACUCCGAAAACGGAAGGCAAAAGACGACAGCGAGCCAGUCAUGAUGCUGUGGAAGCGAAACAAAGUAUGCCCGCCCAAGGCAAUUGCAUCCAAGUCCGCCAAGGAUAUUGCAACACCCGACUCAACCGUCGAUGGCGAUAGCGAGGUCACUAUCGUUGCACCUCCUGUCAUUCCAGGCCGAGACCCAGACUUCGGUACCAGCACCGCCAUCAAGACCUUCUACGAAGGCAAGAACAGCCGGAGCGGCCACUACGACUGGGUCGAAACACCACCCAAGCAACUUGCCGUCAAAGUUGCCAAGGCCAACAAUCGUGUUGCAAUCAAGAUCUUCAAGAUCAAGGAUCACGAACAGCCAACUAUUUCCGGGAAGACUCCCCUCAAGAUCCACAUGAUCGAAGUCCAAAGCUCUCUUCUCGUUGCAGCACUGAAGGAUAUCGUCAAGGAUGAGGGCAUGUUCCUCGAGACUACCGAGACCGCGAAAUUCAAUGAGCCAUUCAAACCUCUCUUCUUCUGCUAUGACAAGAUCAUGGCUUUGUAUGAGAAAAGAUCAGAGGGAAGUCUGCUCAAGGAACAUCUCGGACUCUUGGUCCAAGUCAUGAGCGAGCUGUUCGGAGGCUUUAUGUCUCACCUCAAGCAUCUUAACACCAGCGGUCUGAUUUCGUAUAAACUGGCCUGGACCUACUUCGCCAAAGACACUAUGUUGUUUAAUGCUUCCAAAGACGCCGAGCGGGUGUGCAAAGUCGUUGGGACUUCUUACCAAUGUGGCAGUCCACAGGAGAGACCGCAUCUGCUGAUCAACUGCGAGGAAAUAGCAUUUGAUGGAGAGUGUUUCGCUUGGAAGCCCAUUGACUUCAAAAUCCCUCUCUUUGCUGGAAAUCUUCCUGUCACCGAGCUUCCCAAUUACCCGCUGUCAUUCCACGCUGAUCAGGAAGGAGUCAAGGAGAGGUUGGCGGCGAGAGCGAAGAAAACUUUAGAGUAUCAGGAUCUUCACUAUUGUGAAUACUCUGGUGUGGGCCUCUUGCCAACUGGAUGUGGUUUCCAGAGACACAAUGUCGCAAGCCGCAUCCUCAUCGAUUUCUUUGGGUACCAAAAGCACCAAGAAGGCCUCCAACGAAACGAAACCAGCUCUCGUAGACGCCGUACUCAACCUCAAGCUCCGCAACCCCCAGCAACCCCUGCUGCAGAUGCAGCUUCGAUCUCGGGACAAUCCACAAAUGCCAGGUCACUGUCGAAAGAGUUGCAAGAGGAGAAUAAACAGGAAAUACUUGACAGGAAGGAAGAUCUGGUUUUCGUGUCCCCUCUUCUUCGUGGAUUUGCAUUGAAGAAUAAGCUCUGGCUCUACUUCUACGUCGACGAUAUUGAACCAGUUGUCUGGAACGACGAAGCUUACGGCCACUUGGUAUAUCCCGAGGAACAGAAAGACUUGGUCUUGACUUUCGUCGACAAUCACCAACGCCUUAAAGGUGGUGUCGACGAUGUAAUAAUGGGCAAAGGGCAAGGUCUCAUUCUCCUCCUCUCCGGUCCUCCUGGCACUGGAAAGACACUCACGGCUGAAGCUGUUGCCGACAAGACUCGUCGUCCCCUGUAUUACCUGCAAGCUGAAGAUCUCGGCACGAACGCAGCCCAUCUUGGGCCGAAGAUCAAGAAAGUGUUUGAGAUGGCUACAGAGUGGGACGCCGUUAUUCUUCUUGACGAAGCAGAUGUCUUCAUGGCCCAGCGAGACCCAGGAGAUAUCGCUCGCAACGAGUUGGUGUCGAUAUUCCUUCGCGAGCUAGAGUACUUCAAAGGCAUCAUCUUCCUCACCACCAACCUUUACUCCACCAUCGACGCCGCGUUUCGUUCCAGAGUCAACAUCCACCUAGUGUUCAAGCCCCUGCCGUUCUCUUCUCGUCUUGUCCUAUGGCAGAAAUUCUUGUCGAGACUGCCAGGGCCCGAGGUUCAGGCCAAGGUUAGCAAGAAGGAGAUGGAUGAGCUGGCUAAGUGGGAGUUAAAUGGACGUGAGAUCAAGAACGCGAUUAAGACGGUUAGAACUUGGUGUGUUUGUAAGGGGUUCGAGAUGAAUCUUCUCAAGCUGGAAAGUGGGAUUAAGGUUACGGCUCCACAGGCGGAGAAGAGCGAGGUGAGAGACUGAGGGGAGGUGGCAAUUAAUAAAGAGGUGUGGGUGAAAUCAAGGUUCUGUGGAAGCAUAAUGCUGUUAUAAUUCUGCAUGGUGCUUGAUGGUUGCCCUGGUUGCCAUUUCAUCCUUUCUGGUUAGCUUCUUGCUCUUUCUUUGGUCCGUCUGGUUGAUAGAUUAAAUUAAGUUUCUGUGUUUCUGUUCUUAUGGUCCUGCUUUAGGUAUUAAGUGUGAUGCUUAUCCUGGGAAAUGCAGGGACUUGCUUAGCAGCAUAAGGCCCAAUAUCAGGCUUGGCAGAAAUACCUAAUUUCCGGUAUUAAUAGGUAUUGAUGCCAGAAUCG